This is a messenger RNA of Daphnia carinata, 3023 nucleotides long. RefSeq names its product zinc finger protein 16-like. The record is from RefSeq and is a predicted model, not a curated record. The coding region runs from base 292 to 2805 and encodes 837 amino acids. The transcript is spliced from 4 exons. Gene Ontology annotation, molecular function: RNA polymerase II cis-regulatory region sequence-specific DNA binding; zinc ion binding; DNA-binding transcription factor activity, RNA polymerase II-specific. Lineage: Eukaryota; Metazoa; Arthropoda; Branchiopoda; Diplostraca; Daphniidae. Gene Ontology annotation, biological process: regulation of DNA-templated transcription.
GUGCCGAUGUCAAAACACAGUGUCAACAAGAUUACAUGACUACAGGCGGGAUUUCUGUAGCCGACGUGCUAACAAAAAUCCACGUUGAAUUCUAUGGAUAAUUAUUUUAUUCAAGUAAUAACACAAGACAUUAAGAAAAUAGCUGGCUUGUAUGUGUCUGUGUAUCUGCAGCUCCGUGAGCCAGCUAAGUACUGUAUAUUCGCAUCUCUUUUUGUUUAUCCCAGUAAUGUCUGGUUGUAGCACUUUAGAGUAGCUAAAAAAUAAGUAAGAAUUGACAAGAGCUUGGACACCAUGGAAGAAGAGGACACACAUUACUGUUUGCGUUGUCGUCUCACCAUAAUUGGUUUAGACAACUAUGUCCAUCAUCGGAGACAGAAGUGCCAUUCAACCACAAAACAACAAGAUCGGAUAAUUCCCAAUAAUACAUCUUACCUCAGCAUGGCAAGAAACAACAGUUCCUCUAGUAUAAGAAAUCAUCUUCAUGUACCAUCCAAGAGUUCCAACAGGUCAGACCCAAUUCUUUCUUCUUCGUCCAACCACAUGGAAGAAUGUUACAAAUCUCGUCAUGUCAACGAAAACCCACUGGUGACCGACCUGUCGGUCGAUAACGCAGCCGAUGAUUUUAUGAGUCACUUAGGAUUGUGCAUGGUUUCCUCGACCACAUGGGCAAAUGACAUUAAUGCCGAGGAACCACUGCGAGCUGACGAUUUUUUCUCCUUGUUGGAACUUCAGAGCUGUAAAGGAACUGAAUCAAAUCGGCAGCGCCCACGUCGGUCCACAGAACCCCUAGUCGCCUCCACUGACCCAUUGAAAUCCGGAAGUGAAUCAAUGCAAACUGACGAUCCAAAUGACUCGAACUUCCCUGUUGUCGAAACGACUGAUCUCAAUUCAUCCCAUGAUUCAGCCGCUGCUGAAUUGGCGAGCAACGAAGAUAUUACAGAUAAUUCAGCUUUAGUGGCUAAUGACAUCAUCUCGUCCUUCAGCAGCCCAGAACUGGUCGCCAAUUUGGAAGUUCCAAGCACCGAAAUGAAAGUCAACCUCUCAAAUGAAACGGUGACCGACUCGACUAGCGAUGAUCUAUGCAUUUCCAGCCAACAAUCAACUAAGCUACCUUAUCCCUCGCGAGGUAAGUGGAUGCCUGGUCUCAAGCCGCGCGUCAUCCACAAGGCCGGCUCUUCGGUCGAAUACCACUGUAAGCCGUGCAAUCGUCGUCUGACGGGCCGCGUCGUUUUCGAGAAACACCUUCAAUCGGAGCUGCAUUUCAAACGGACCGCUCAACAGCUGACAACCUCCGAUGAUUCCAAGUACGGGCUGAGACGCAAUAAGCCGGACGUUGCGCGCGUUGAUUUAGUUGAACAAGAAAUAGAUGCUCUGCAAGAUGACGAAGAUGUCGAUGAUCCAUGGUGGAUAAACAAGCAAAAGAAGAGGGCAGAAAGAAGUGCUCAACGUUGUCCCACCUGCUCGGUUUGGGUACCCAGACCUCAUUUCGGCAAGCAUUUGGUAUCACGCUAUCACGUUUCCCGCUGCCGGAAGCAUCCGGCUCGAGAUAGUUGCAUUCUGGAGAACAUACACGUGAUUGUGUUGGAAGCACCAUUUCAGUGUCGGCUCUGUCGCUUUUAUUGUCAUUGUCAUGCAGAUCUAUUAAUUCAUUGGAAUAGUGCACAGCAUUUGGAGAGCGAUCGCGUCGAUUCUGUUCGCCGCGGUGGAGGGACAUAUUUUUGCAGCUUGUGUCGGAUUGGCCAGCUGGAUAACGACAGCAUGAAAAUUCAUUUAGCAUCGGAAAAUCACCUCAGUUGUGUUCGAAUUGUUCAUAAAUCGGUGGCGCUCAUCGUCAGCAAACUGGAACCAAUUCACUGUCACCUGUGUAGUUCAAAAAACAGUCCAGUGAACUUCCGCUACCGAAUAGCGCUCAAUAAACACCUGACGUUGGAUCACGCCGUUCCGUCCGAUAUGCUGACCCAAUAUUCCAGCCAAACCUAUUCUUGUACCUAUUGUGAUUUCAGCACAUCAUCAAACUGGUCGUUUACUCAUCACCGUUUCAGCUGUCAAGCUGCGCCUAGUGACGAGACUCGUUAUCGAUGCCUGAUCUGUAACCUAGGCUUUUGUACUAAAGCGGAAGUAACGAAACACAGGUCCACACAAGAGCAUCGUGAUGUAGCUACCAAAAAGCGCGGCUCCUACGGUGCGACAGUGCGACUCCGAUCUUGCCCACAUUGCUAUAAGCAGUUCACCGACUUAGCCAGCCUCAAAAAUCACUUCGUGUCGGAUCAUCCGGACCUUCUUCCGCGAUGCAUCCGCUGCGGUACCACUUUUGCUUUGAAGCAACAACUUUCAGCGCACAGACGAGCCGGUUGCCAAGCGAUGGAAUCGUCGGAAUCCUUGGCCUUGGGUUGCGUUUCUUGUUCCUAUAAAUGCCGCCUUAAAGUUGAGCUUUUGUAUCACCAGGCUGUCGAGCAUCCUAAACAAUCAGGCAAACCUUCGAAUGAGAAAUCGGACGCGUCGGCCGUUAAGUACCGGUGCCCCGAGUGCGAGCAGCUCUAUAGCAGCACGGCAGCGCUCAAGGUUCAUCUCAAGUCGCACACUGGAGAGUUGGCCUUUCGCUGCCAUCACUGCGGCCGUCAUUUCGAGCGGGAAGAAGAGCGACUGGCUCAUAUCCGACAAUUGCACGCGCUGCGUCCGACGAACAUCAAAGGCCAGUCGAUGGCCGCGCGUGAGGAGAACGGACGAGCAAAAGGAUGCGAUACCCACUUCAAAUCGUCAUCGUCGCGGACUGGUGCCCAUGUUCAUCCCGACAACGCGGAAUGAUCUCGCGUGAUGAUGAGCACCAAUACACGGAAUGGAGCCGCCUUUUCUCAAAUGCCCGUUUCCCAUCUGGAACAAACUUGGAGGUGGACCGGUGGCCGAAGAGUUGUGUGAGCAGAAACCCGUUCACUUCCAUAUAUAUAUGUAUACACACGUCUCAUACAGGCCUCCUCUCGUACAGCCAGGCGGCGGGGAAUCGAUCGAUGGAUGUCGUAUGUCAG